AUGCUGAUCCCAAAGCUCCCAACUUCCGUCUGGUACGUAGUUGACGACUACUACUACUACUACUACUACUACUACUACUACUACUACUACUACUACUACUACUACUACUACUACUACUACUACUACUACUACUACUACUACUACUACUACUACUACUACUACUACUACUACUACUACUACUACUACUACUACUACUACUACUACUACUACUACUACUACUACUACUACUACUACUACUACUACUACUACUACUACUACUACUACUACUACUACUACUACUACUACUACUACUACUACUACUACUCCUACUACUACUCCUACUACUACUCCUACUACUACUACUACUACUACUACUACUACUACUACUACUACUACUACUACUACUACUACUACUACUACUACUACUACUACUACUACUACUACUACUACUACUACUACUACUACUACUACUACUACUACUACUACUACUACUACUACUAUUCGCGCUUACACCCAAUACCUUUCACUACGUGUGGGGGACUCCAGAAGAAAGUCGUCUUCCUCCCAAUCUUGCUCAGAUCCACAAUCUCUGUAAUGGCGGGGGAUCAAACUCCAACGCGGGACCGGACUCCAUGGAGGAUGCAAUCGAUCUGCACGUUUCAGCCACUGACGACAACGAUGGUCGCGAUAGUAGCACUCCGACACUAG
This is a messenger RNA of Penicillium diatomitis, 687 nucleotides long. RefSeq lists its product as uncharacterized. Lineage: Eukaryota; Fungi; Ascomycota; Eurotiomycetes; Eurotiales; Aspergillaceae. The transcript has 2 exons. The coding region runs from base 1 to 687 and encodes 228 amino acids. The record is from RefSeq and is a predicted model, not a curated record.